ACUUGCAUUGCAUUAACAUAUGCACUAUAUUUGCUCUGUUGGUCAUAAGUACUUUUUUUUUCUUCCAAGUUUAUACAGAAACUUUGAUAUGGCUAGUUUUCAGUUCAAUAUAGCUCGUGUAAAUGAUCAGAAAUUAGUUCAACGAACAGUUCUUUUCUAUAAAGGAUCAGACUGCACACAAUUACAGCCUCAUUUACUGUCAAGGUGUCCAUGUUCUAUAGAAGCUGACCAGGAACAAGGCACUGACUACGUUUACAUGCACAUCCAAAUCGAGCUGCUGUCGGUAAUCGAGCUGAAGGUCCCAGCAGGGUGCCAGAGAAAUCCAAUCCUACAUGCACACAACUGAAAUCGGGCUAUUGUGUGAGGUGCAUUGUGCACCCGAGCCACAGGUGGCGCAACACGCCCCAUCGUGUUGGUACACUUCCGGUUGUCGUCAUGAAGAAGAGCUAUUCAAGAGCGUAAACAAAGUUAUCAGUUCCGUGUUCUCCAUUGCGCGUUUUUCUCCCGUCCAUGAAUUUUAAUAUAUUCAACUCCUUAAGCUGAAUGAGCAUGAACUCUGUCUCCUCAUUGCUCCAGAAGUGCACGUUUCUGCUUGCCUGUGGCAGUGGGGGCGUGGUCAAGCGCCGGUCUGUGACAGGAGGGCGGAGCCAGGGAAGGUCAAUUCUGGAAAAAGAAGGGCCAAGCUCGUUGUUCCGAGGACUGGGUCCAAAUCUGGUUGGUGUUGCACCAUCAAGGGCAAUAUAUUUUGCAGCCUAUUCCAAGUCAAAAGAGACAUUCAAUGGCAUCUUUGUGCCAAACAGUGGGGCAGUGCACAUGUCUUCAGCUGGGUUUGCAGCAUUUGUAACCAACUCCUUAAUGAACCCCAUCUGGAUGGUCAAAACCAGAAUGCAGCUUGAAAAGAAGGCACGAGGAGAGAAGAAGACGAACGCGUUACAGUGCGCACGCAACGUAUACAGGACAGAAGGUAUACGAGGCUUUUACCGGGGCCUCACUGCAUCAUAUGCUGGAAUCUCGGAGACCAUGAUUUGCUUCCUCAUCUACGAGACGCUGAAGAAGCACAUAGCAAGGAGUCGGCUUACGUCAGCCAACAGUGAUGGAGGCAAAAGAGCCUCGGAUUUCCUGAGCCUUAUGUUAGCAGCUGCUUUUGCCAAAGGCUGUGCCUCUUGCAUAGCAUAUCCACAUGAGGUCAUUCGGACGAGGCUGAGAGAAGAGGGCAGCAAAUAUAAAUACUUUUUCCAAACGGCCCGCCUGGUGGCAGUGGAGGAGGGCUACGCUGCUUUUUAUAGAGGACUCAUUCCACAGCUCAUUAGGCAAAUUCCCAACACUGCUAUAGUGCUCUCCACAUAUGAGCUCAUUGUCUACCUGCUGGGGCAGCCCUCCAAAUAAAGCCCAGUAUAACUUGCACAAAGCCUUUUUUUUUUUUUUUUCUCUGGACCUGUAGUUAAAGUUGGAGAAAAUGAAACCUGUCGACACUGUUUUUGCCAGCGGAUGAAGACUGGCGGUAAAAUCCAAAGACUUUAAAGAGGGGGGAACCCCCCUUUUUUUUUUUUUAUUUGGAUGCAUCCAUUCUACUAUAUGUAAAAAUUUCGAUUUACAUUUAUCCUGCAUCUGAACUGACACUUUAAUUUCAGAUAUGCAAGAUAUUAAUAUGGUACACAUGUAAGGUUUAGUACGGAAGCCGAGAGAGGCCCUUCAUAUAAUCCUUUUUUUAAUUCACCUUGUUAUCCCGAGAUAACGACAUAAUUAAUUCGAGAUCUCGAGAAAACAAAACAAUUAUUCCGUGAUCUCGAAAACAAAACAAUUAUUUCAUGAUCUCGAGUAAACAGCUGAGAAAUGGUUCAUUCAGGUACGCCAAGAGACUUGUGACAUGCUGACUUUGGGGCUAUUUCUCAUUCUGUAUAGACGCAACUUUGGUCAUUAGAACGUCUGGAAUAAUCGAUCACCUAAUAAGGCAAUAUUUUGAUCAGGGGUUGACACAGGGAGAGAUUGCAUUAAGUCUGACCCACAGGGGGGCGCAGCUCUGCUAGAAAUCUCAGCUGUUUUCUCGAGAUCACGGAGUAAUUUUGUUUUCUCGAGAUCUCGAAUUAGUUGUGUUUUCUUGACAUCCUGAAUUAUGUCAUUAUCUCAGAAUAACAGUUUUUUCUCGAUCUCGAAUUAGUUGCGUUUUCUCGAGAUCCUGAAUUAAUUGUCUCUAUCUCGGGAUAACAAGGGGAAUAAAAAGAUUAUAUGAAGGGCCUCUCGCGGCUUCUGUAGUUUAGAGCCAAGUGUUAAUAUUGUAUCACUGUACAGAAAGGUCAUCCUAAAGCACAUAGUGAUUUUAAGUUAACUAAAUUAUUCUUAUUUUAUUAUUUGUUUUAUUGUAGUCUUUAAUUUCAGUCAUGGUUUUGUCCAGCCUGUGUUACCCAUCCAAAGAUGCUGAAGCUGAACUGUCCAGUAGAUCCUGUUAUAAACUUGAAAGGGAAGGAUGUUGGUAUGAAGAUAUGAAGGAGAGCACUUUGGCACAUACUGUAUAACUGCGUGUUGCAGUAGUUGUGUUCAUGUUAAUCAUGUACAGUAGUGAUCUUGGUUGUUCGUGUCUGUUUACUGUCCCGUUUGUGACAGUAAUUUUAUCUUUUACAGAAAAAAGGAAAAUACACAAGUAAUGGUUCAAUAAAAUGAAAGCUGAGCUGAA
This is a messenger RNA of Neoarius graeffei (lesser salmon catfish), 2671 nucleotides long. It is a transcript of the gene slc25a33, whose product is annotated as solute carrier family 25 member 33. Bases 544 to 1386 code for a protein of 280 amino acids. Gene Ontology annotation, molecular function: pyrimidine nucleotide transmembrane transporter activity. The transcript has 6 exons. NCBI's taxonomy places the organism in Eukaryota, Metazoa, Chordata, Actinopteri, Siluriformes, Ariidae. Gene Ontology annotation, cellular component: mitochondrion. Gene Ontology annotation, biological process: pyrimidine nucleotide import into mitochondrion. The record is from RefSeq and is a predicted model, not a curated record.